GUUGGGCGAAUGGGCGUUCACUAGCCGUCCGUAUGACAUAAUCUCAAAAGGGAAUUCUCGGUCAGUCCCCUAUAAAACCGGCUGUUCUCUCCAAUGCUGUAGUCACUGAGAGCACAGCCGCUGCUAUCAAACACAGGACGUCUCGAAAACGGUCUAUUUCUACCGCCAUGUCUUCAUACGCGUCUUCAGACUCUCGUCGCGUCAAAUUCGGCACGGCGCACCGCAAGAAAGCCUCGCCGAACAUCUUCGAGAACGUCAACCAGGACGCCCUGGUGAAACUCUUCGAGAAAGCCGGAGACCUGAAGGCGGCGGAGAGAGCCAGGAGCAUCCUCGCGCUGCACCAGGAUCCUGAGGGCAUUUCCAGAGCGCUCAUGGCUCUUCAGCAGGACAAGGACACAUUUAUGCUCAUUACCGGACUGACGCGCCAGUCGCUGAAGUUUCGUUGAAGGAAGUUUUCGUUGGGAAGCUGUGCAGAGGUGUGCACAGAGAAAGAAACCGUGAUCACUUAUGCUGGAGGCUGGUGUUCCUCAAGGCUUUGUGCUGAACUUGUGAUGGUUUCCUUCCAGAGUCAUGUUGGUGUGCUCUGAAAAUACAGAGAGAGGAGACUGAACUGAUCCAGCGCUAGAAAAGUUGAGCUUGAAGACACCUGAGCAUUGAUGCUUCUUAACACCAUGGAGAACACUUGAAAUAUAUACUGAUGCCACGGGUGAAAUUUGCUUAUGAAGAGGUUCGGUAUUUAUUGACUGAAUUGCCAUGUUACAGUCUGCUUUAAAAAAAAAACAAUAGUAAUAAAUGUAUUGUCAUGAUUAUUCCUUUUUCUUAAAAUGUGUUUCCCUUGCCAGUCACUCAAUGAGUU
Messenger RNA from Sinocyclocheilus grahami, 856 nucleotides. RefSeq names its product protein C8orf4 homolog. Gene Ontology annotation, molecular function: Notch binding. The record is from RefSeq and is a predicted model, not a curated record. Gene Ontology annotation, biological process: negative regulation of Notch signaling pathway; endothelial cell activation involved in immune response. Gene Ontology annotation, cellular component: cytosol; nucleus. The transcript has a single exon. Lineage: Eukaryota; Metazoa; Chordata; Actinopteri; Cypriniformes; Cyprinidae. Bases 168 to 446 code for a protein of 92 amino acids.